This is a messenger RNA of Dromaius novaehollandiae (emu), 1521 nucleotides long. RefSeq lists its product as uncharacterized. Bases 248 to 1360 code for a protein of 370 amino acids. The record is from RefSeq and is a predicted model, not a curated record. Gene Ontology annotation, cellular component: neuron projection. The transcript has 6 exons. Lineage: Eukaryota; Metazoa; Chordata; Aves; Casuariiformes; Dromaiidae.
CAGCCUCCCGCUCCCCUGAGGGACCCACGCCAGCACUGCGGGGCUCCGACACGGGGCCCUGCCCAGGCACCUGUGCUGAGGCCUCGCCUGCGGGACCCGGUUAUUAUUAGAGCCCUUUCGCAGGUUGUUUCUGCUUACGUGGUUUGCAGGUGGUGCUUUUGCAGGAGGUGAGAACGCCGGCACUGCGCAGAGGCUCGCGCGCAGCCUGCCUCCUCUUGAGUCAGCUACAGAUGCCAGCAGUGAUGAGAUGGGCUGGAGACAACAGGACGACGUGCCGGGGCUGAGCAUGGCUCUCCUCCUCUCUCACGCUGCGCUCAUGCUCCUGCUGCCGCUGGCUUUUCCUCAGGAGGCUCUCAGAUGUCAUGAGAGCAAAGUGAUUCUCGUGACCGAGGGGGAGCCCAUCUCGAUUGCGUGUCCUUUCCACAAACACUGUGGCAUCAAGGAUACCUUCCAUGAGAUCAUCUGGAGCUAUGAGAAGGACUCGAGAAGGAUCCUGCAGUUUAGGAUGACACCUCCCACGAACACCUCCGUUGUGUCAUGCAAGGAAGGUCACUUCAGGGGUGAGCUGGAUUUUGGAAGGUGCGUGAGCUUUCUCAACAUCUCAGAAGUGCUUAUAAAUGACGCUGGCCGUUACCUCUGCUACGUGAAGGUAGGGCUGAGCAGUCCAUCGACAGAGGUGACUCACCUGCUUGUUAGAGGUCAGCAACCCAGCGCAGCCUCCGAGGGCCUCCGCUACUCUGUGCCUCGAGGCAGUGAAGUCAUUUUGGACUGCAAUUUCACCACCAAUGUGACCGGCAACUUCACGGAGCUCUUCUGGCUGCAUGAGCGAGAGGAGAGCCCACCUCGACUCAUUGCGUGGCACCAUGAGUCCAGCUGCCCAGACGGGAACAGCACUGGGAAUCGCUUCCAGAGCUCAUUGGAUCUGGAAAAUCACUGGAGCCGUCUCACCAUUUCUGGGCUGCAGGAGAGUGACAGCGGCUGGUACCAGUGCGAGAGACUGGGGCAGUUUUCUGGUGGGCAGAGAGGGAGAGGAACCAACCUCACCGUGGAGAGCUCCCUGACUGCACUACUGGUGGCUUCGGGGAGUGCUGGGUUUGCUCUGGCUGCCUUCUGCCUGUACUGUCUGUGUUGCUCCGACAGAGCUCUGCGUCCCCUCUGCUCUGCAUUCAACAGGCAUCGCGCUUGUGCAAGGAGCCUAGACGCCUCGCCAGAAGUGCCAGGUCCCCCCUCCGGGCCCGCUGAGGAGUGCGUGAGGGAGCCCGCAGGCAGGGAAGCCACCUACGCCGGCCUUAGCAGCGAGUACAGCCUCCUCACUUUCCCCGGAAGGAGCUCCAGUGCUGGGGGCCAGGGACAAAGGUGACAUCCCAGGAGGGACAGGCGGCUGUGCUGCGUGUCCGUGCUCAUGGCGCUGCGGAUGGAUUCCCUUCCAUUGCACCAAGGUCCCUAGCAAACCCUCCUCUUCUUCAACAGUUGUUUCUUGUGUUUAGCAGGUGUAUCAAUUAAAACCACUGGAGGACAGAC